UCUUUUUUUUUCGAACCAUGGAGCAUCAUUUCAAAGCUGAUUUGAAUGGCUGGCUAGAAUACGAAUCAAAGCGUCCCACGAUGCAUACCAAGAUCUUUAAGCAUCGAAAACUCUCUAUUGAUGAUUAUGACAGUGUCCCAACAGAAUUACUCGAGUCAUUCGCUUCUACAUUGACAUAUUACGAUUAUUCCUUAGACGCACGAAAAGCGUUGCAUGCAACCGUAUUUCAUGCCGUCAUGAACAACAAGAACUACGCGACUGAUUUCGAUAUACCUAGAUUUGAAACUGGCGUUGAUCAUCGCAUACUGCAUCAUGUAUCAAGUCGAUUUGAUCUGCAUGCCUACACGAUCAGAGCGUUAGGGCGAAUGUCUACCCAGGACGCACUUGAAUUUAUCGAUACCACAUUUAAACAGACCAUGAAGCCAUUAAGAUAUUUUCAUACCACCUUUGUUCGAUUGAUGCAUAGAGAAGCACCUUUGGAUCUAGACUAUACUCGGUUUAAUGGGUGGUUAGCAUUUCAAUUUCAAAUAGACCAUGACAUACAACAUCACCUUGAAUCAGUCAUAGAAGUGAUUUAUGAAUGUAUUUUGAACAAUGAGACUAAAGCAAGACAAGAUCCAAGCAUUCAAUUCAAGACAAGCGCUAGCACAAAUAGACUCUAUGAUAUGAUGGAAAGGCUGAUGGAUGCCAUUUCUUCUAAAGAGUGCUUUUCAGAUACAACAGUGAAUUAUAUUGCUCUGAUUUCCCAAUGGGCUGGAAAACCAAGUCGUUUAUGCAGGAUAGACUCUACCUGUGUGCCUGUCAAAACAUGUCAAGAUGUGAGAAAAAGACAAAGUAGUAUUCAACAUACCUACCACGCUCUAUCAAAACACAGAGACACACUCGACUGUCAUCAACAAGCAUUUCUCGCUAUUUGUCAUCAUCUUCACCAAGCCACUGGAUCCAUAGUAAAUGUGUCAAACCAAACGUCUGAUUUUGUACCACUUCAGAAAGUGAUACUGGCUGAGAUAUCCCAAGUGACGCAGCAAGUCUAUGGCAGUUAUUUAGAAUGGAAAUUGGUGUGCUGUCAAGCAAUAGACAAGCGAACAAGGGGCUGGCUAUCUUUUUUAAAACUGAUGGUUCAAUUUGCAGAUCUUUGGCUAGUUGAUUUAGAAAGAUCAGGUUGUAUGCAUGUCUUUGUAUCUCUUGUUGUUCAAUACCAUCUCAUGCCUGUCUUGGUAGACAAGGUCUCUGCAUCCAACAAAGGUAUCAAAGUAAGUACAACAGAUAAGCAGUGGUAUGAUACACUAAUAUCAACAUAAGUCAUUGUAUAGUUUGCUGUAUCAGUGCAUGGAGUCCAGUCCUAUAGAAGCCCUUUUGGAUCUUCUUGAUUAUACUACACAGAAGCAUGUUACCAUAAGACAAGAUGUCUC
Messenger RNA from Gilbertella persicaria, 1412 nucleotides. RefSeq lists its product as uncharacterized. The record is from RefSeq and is a predicted model, not a curated record. Lineage: Eukaryota; Fungi; Mucoromycota; Mucoromycetes; Mucorales; Choanephoraceae. Bases 18 to 1301 code for a protein of 427 amino acids. The transcript has 9 exons.